CAGAUCAGGCACCGCAGGACAGAGUUAGUGGAGUCAGAGCCUCUUCCUCCACAAUGCAGCCGACAACUCGACUCACAACCCGGCAGUAACAAGUGUUUCCAAAGCGGCGAAUAUUUACGCGAGAAGAGUGUGCGUAAAGAGCGAGGACAAACUGUGCGUAAUUUUCUCUUUUUUUCUCUCUUGGAGUGAAAAAGCAGGCGGGGUUAAGCUUUUCCUGGAGGAUUUUUUUAAUUUAUUUUUCAUUUAAAGGGGAGUAUUUUGGUCACAGACUUAUCACCGACAUGGAGUACACGUCGUCCCCGAAACCGCAGCUCUCGUCCCGGGCAAAUGCUUUCUCCAUAGCCGCCCUGAUGUCCAGUGGGAAGCCCAAUAAGGACAAGGAGACGGAGGAGAACACCAUCAAGCCUCUGGAACAAUUUGUGGAGAAGUCUUCCUGCACGCAGCAGUCCCUCGCGGACCUGUCCUCGCUGGAGGGGCACGGGGACUACAGCGGGAGCGCACCCGCGGUGUGCACGGAGCCGCUCAUCCCAACCAACCCCGGGGUCCCGAGCGAGGAGAUGGCGAAGAUCUCGUGCUGCCUCGAGACCAAAGAGCUGUGGGACAAAUUCCACGACCUCGGCACCGAGAUGAUCAUCACCAAGUCCGGAAGGAGGAUGUUCCCCACCAUCCGGGUCUCUUUCUCCGGGGUGGACCAGGACUCCAAGUACAUCGUGUUGAUGGAUAUCGUCCCGGUGGACAACAAGCGGUACCGGUACGCUUACCACCGGUCCUCCUGGCUGGUGGCCGGCAAGGCCGACCCUCCUCUGCCCGCCAGGUUGUACGUGCACCCGGACUCCCCGUUCACCGGAGAGCAGCUCGUGAAGCAAAUGGUUUCCUUCGAGAAAGUGAAACUGACGAACAACGAGCUGGACCAACACGGACAUAUCAUCCUGAACUCCAUGCACAAGUACCAGCCUCGGGUCCACAUCAUCAAGAAGAAGGACCACACCGCCUCGCUGCUCAACCUCAAGUCGGAGGAGUUUCGCACCUUCGUCUUCACGGAGACCGUCUUCACCGCCGUCACGGCCUAUCAGAACCAGCUGAUCACCAAACUGAAGAUCGACAGCAACCCGUUCGCCAAAGGUUUCCGGGACUCCUCGCGGCUGACGGACAUGGAGAGCAGGGAAAGUGUUGAGAAUCUGAUCCACAAGCACUCGUACGCCCGGUCGCCGAUCAGGACCUACGCCGGAGACGAGGAGAACAUGAGUGAGGACGGACUGAGCAUACACAACAGAGGCUCAGCGUUCUCCGCCUCAGACAACCUCUCCCUGAGCUCCUGGGUCACCUCCGCCUCGGGUUUCUCGGGCUUCCAGCACCCACAGUCUCUGUCGGCCAUGGGCUCCGGCUCCCUGCCUCACCCCAUCCAGGGCUCCCUCCCCCCCUACAGCCGGCUGGGCAUGCCCCUGACCCCCGGCGCUCUGCAGGGCAGCGGGCCCUCCUUCCCCUCCUUCCACAUGCCCCGCUACCACCACUACUUCCAGCAGGGGCCGUACGCCGCCAUCCAGGGGCUGCGGCACCCCUCCACCGUCAUGACGCCCUUCGUAUGACUCCGUCCUGGGGGAGGAGACGGCCCAUCUUCACCUCAACACCCCAGAGAAAGCAGUUAUCCCUCCACUCACCACUCCUCAUCCUGUUUGUACCUUUCCCCCUGGUCUGUGUAAAUAGUUUAGCGAGCGAGAGGAAGGGGAUUCGGCGUUCUGAUGAUGAAAAAAAAGGACUGUGGCGCCUCGUGUUUCUACGAACGCUUUACUGACAUUGUACAAACGACCUCAAAACAACCUAAGACUGUACAGUGGGGCGUGUUUGGUUUUGGCCCUUGAAGAACAGAAAGUGGAUGCUCACCUUAAAACUCAACUGAACAAUAUUUAGAAGACCCUCUGAAGGGUCUACGAGGCUUUACAUUCGAAAAGGAGAAGACAAACUUGACUAACCCCUCAAAGGACAUGUACUAAGCUGUGUGACCCUGUAAUAAAGCAGCCUAAGAAGAGGACUUUGAGAGACUCACCCGACGCUGCAGUUUGGUGGACACUGAGGACAUUUCAGCGUCGCAGACUCUCAGCUUUUCUCUGUUUUUAUAGAAAGCCAGCCAUAUGUACAGCUCCUCGCUCAGUUCGAAAUAAUGUCUGUUCAAAUGCAUUAAUGCAACAUUUACUCGUAUGGAAAUCCUCUCUGUAGAUUGCUAAAAGAAAAUAUUCAAAGGACGCAUGCUGACCGCAGUAGAAACACGCUGGGGAACUUUAUAUGGAAUAUUAUGGGAUGAUUAAGCGCUAACCUGCAACAGGGUGAAGGCUCUUUGUGUGCUUUAAAGGCUCGGUCAAUAAAAUAAAAAAAACGACAACAAAAUCUAUUAAUUUAUAUCAAAUCUGUGGAUGAUUCGGAAUGAUUUUCCUGCAGUUAUUCCUCAGAACACGUUGACAGUGACCGAUAGCUAACUGUCCCCACAGUGCCGAUGUUACUGAAGUUACAAGAGACGGAUAAAUCAAAAAUGUUGGAAACUAUACUUGUUAUUUAUUUAUAUGAAAAACAAACGGUUCAAAAAUUGGCUCUGAUAUGUCAAACAACUUCCAUAAAAUCAUGUAUUUAUAUUAUUUCCCCCCGUCAACAUGUUCUAACGACCCUCACGCCACAUGCGUUUGCUGUGGGAGUUACUGGUGUGACUGGGCCUUAAUUAAGAUGGAGUCAACGACACAAUGUGUUUAAAUCAUCAGGUUUCAAGAAGUCCGAUUUGACUUCAGUGACCAUAAAUGUGUUUCCUCUGGGCUUUAGGGGAACAAACAGGCUUUAAUUUAACCUCAUUAAUCAUGCAUUGACAUGUCUUGUAAUGUCCAUAAACAUUUGAAGGGUAACAGUAGCGUGACGCAGCAUGAGUGUGAAACAUCCCUGUGUGGCCUGCAGCCUGUUAGCGCUCGCUGUUAGCGCUCUGAUUCAUGGCUGCAGCUCAGCGAGGACAGAGCGUCUGCACCUGGAAGUAAUGGCUCUGCUCUCUCAUUUAAAACAUGCAGGCUACUAAAGGCAAGUGGUGACACUCAUUAGCGGUGCAGGUGCAUACAAACGGCAGCUCACUGGGGAGAGUCAUUUAUUUAAGAGAUAUGAAGAAAUACAAGUUACACAGCAGGUGGCGUUGACGUACCUGAAGCACCACAUUUUACAUCAAGUAGCUCAUGAUCAAAAACUCUCCAUCUCUUCGUGUCACUGUCUAUAAAUGAAUCCUAAAAACUAGAGACGGAUAUAUCUGUGUUUGUCGGCUGAUAAAUAACAACAAUUUGCAGAGAUGUUAUUCAUAAAAACACUGUCCAUUUUGCCACUUUUGUCCCACUUCACUUAUUAUUCCUCGGUGCUUUUCUGAUUAGAGUCUAUCACAUAUCAGAAAAUAGCAUGUCCAAAUGAUAACAUCCAAGAAGUUAAGGUGACAAAUUAAAUUGAAUGUAUGAUCAUCUUUCUAAACCCUCACAAUAUCAGUUUUCUGUCAGACAUCAAGUUUUUUUCCAAGACUAAUUGCUAGAAAAUGACUGAUACAAUAUAGAUUUCAAAACAACUUCCAAUAAUGUUCCUAUAGGGGAAAAUCUCACUUUGACGGACAACAUUCUGGUGCAGAUCUUUUGCCGUGAGGCUGUCAUGAUUUAUGUGAAAAAAAUCCAAAGACACAAAUCUAUAAAUAUGUGGGCUUGUUGCAUCAGAAAUGGGACGUCGUGUUGAUGUAUGACUGCUUUAUGGACGAUUAAGACUUUUCUCUGUGCAGGGUUAUAACUAAUGUAUACAUUUGGGUUUCACAAACACUGUUAAUGUCACAGUUUGCCACAUUUCUCACAUCAUAUGAAGCCAGUUGAAGUUGAAUAUGGACAUAUAUGCUCUUCUGACCCCUUGCAUAAUCACUCGUGUGCAAGCAGCUCGUUUUAUCCCAUCUGUUCAUUGAGGACGUCUCCUAAUUUACCUUUUAAUUGAGCUUUGUGUGACAGGUGUGUACAUGAACCGAGUGUUAAUAUCAUCAGCGUAACCAUAAGCCCCUCCCCCUUCACCACUGAGAAUAAUCUCCCUUUUUUUUAACAUGAAAACGUUUUAUUUUGUAUGCCAUGAUAUGACACCGAACAAGAUUUUUAAGUGCAAUAUAUUUAUUUUGCUCUCUGGAAAAGUAAUGUGUAAUGUACUAUGCCGCAU
Messenger RNA from Gymnodraco acuticeps, 4194 nucleotides. RefSeq names its product T-box transcription factor 20 (gene tbx20). The transcript has 8 exons. Gene Ontology annotation, biological process: positive regulation of DNA-templated transcription; heart looping; cell fate specification. The coding region runs from base 282 to 1586 and encodes 434 amino acids. Lineage: Eukaryota; Metazoa; Chordata; Actinopteri; Perciformes; Bathydraconidae. The record is from RefSeq and is a predicted model, not a curated record. Gene Ontology annotation, molecular function: DNA-binding transcription factor activity, RNA polymerase II-specific; RNA polymerase II cis-regulatory region sequence-specific DNA binding. Gene Ontology annotation, cellular component: nucleus.